Molecule: messenger RNA, 2136 nt
Organism: Adineta ricciae
Lineage: Eukaryota; Metazoa; Rotifera; Eurotatoria; Adinetida; Adinetidae
Source: the annotation of a GenBank genome assembly
AUGGAAAAUAAUGUGCUAAAGAUAAAAUUGAUUUCGUUUAAAAAUACGACGAAAUCAAGUUCAAGUCAUGUUCUUUGUUAUGUGAAAAAGCUGACAAACUUACCAUCGAGUGACGAUUCUUCGGUAAUUCUUGCACAAACCGACUCAUCUACAGCACUUGUUCGUUCGAUUGGUGACACAUUUGAUUGGACAAAUUCGGAUGGAAAUUAUUGUCAGUUAAUAUUCUUAACAUCGAAAUCGAAAUCGAAAGUUAUUGCUGAUGUCAUUUUAUGGUACGAUCAUUUAUUAAAACUUCUCGACGAUCGUCGAUAUAAAGAAUCUGAAACAGAUUUACUCUGCAGCACAACAAUUCGAAAAGAUUAUCAGUUUGAAUUUAGUGUUCGAUUACUUGAUGAUCAGAUGCCUGUCUUGUCCGAAACGCCAUCGACAAUAUCGAAAGUGACAUUGAAUAGUAAACUUUCUGGCCGACAGACUGUUCGUGGACACAUAAUGAAAAUCCAACAGUUCAAUCAUCCAGUCCAUUGUGCUAUUUGUCAUGGUUUUAUUUGGGGUUUACACCAUCAAGGCUUCGAAUGUUCACAAUGCUCUCUCGUCACACACCGGAAGUGUCAUCAACAAAUACCAUUCUGGUGUCGUAAAUCUCUUUUUCCAGAACCUGCUACAUCCAACGAAGGCUUUCGAUUAAAAUUUGAUGUUUCUCAUAAAUUUAAACAACAUGAGGCGCCGUUUGUUCGAGCGUUAGUCACUCGAAACCAUGGGCAUUGUAACCAUUGCGGCUCACCAAUCUUUCGAAAUGCUCUCAAGUGUACACAAUGUCAUUUUAUUAUUCAUGAACAUUGCAAAUCAAAUGUUCCUCUCAUGUGUACACUCGCAUAUGAUUCCAUAGCUGAAGCCAUACCUAACACUACCCCACCAUCACAUAUAGGUGUGCGCUUUCAUCCACCUAAAGCAACUAUUAACCUACGUGAGCAAUCGCGAUCGUCCUCGUUCGAUUUUUCAUGGCUUGAAUCAUUAUCGGAGUUGAAUGUGACGACAAAUAAAGCUGUACCUUUACCGAAAUUCAGUGAUUUCGCAUAUGUUGGCCGUGUUGGCGAUGGUGCAUUUGCACAAGUUUAUUGUGUUCAACAUAUUGCGUCAAAACAGCAUAUGGCCAUCAAAGUUGCUGACGGAUCAAAUGAGCAAGCACGACAACAAUUAGAAGUAGAACGACAAAUUUUAUUUCGAUAUAGUCAAGGAAAUCCCUAUAUGAUCAGAGCACACUGUACAUUUCACCAAGGAACGAAACUGUUUCUUGUUAUGGAACUUGUGCAAGGUGGAUCGUUAUAUCAUAAGAUUCAAACUACACGUAUGAAUGAAGAUGACAUACGAUUUUAUCUAGCAGAACUCAUCUGUGUUAUACAAUACUUACAUUCUAAGAACAUCGUCUACCGAGAUUUGAAACUCGAGCAUGCAGUUGUCUGUUCCGAAGGUCACAUACGUCUCGUUGAUUACGGACUUGGCCGAUUACUGAAAUCUCACAAUGAAGCUUGCCAUACGUUCUGUGGUACAUACAGUUACAUGGCUCCCGAAGUUCGCUGUUUGGAAACCAGUUCAUCGGAAGAAGGUUAUAGUUAUCCGGUUGAUUUCUGGGCACUUGGUAUUAUGUUUGUGCAAAUGUUAUUUGGCGAACAAAUAGAUUUUGCUUCUCAAAUGUUUUCGAAUGGUGAUCAAAGUACCGAACAAAAAAAUCUAGCUGAGUUAUUGGAAUUACCUCGUCAUACCAGUCCGGAAGCGUGUUCGUGUAUUCACGGUUUACUUGAAAAUGAUCCAAAGAAACGAUUAGGUUCACCAGAUUCACCACAUGGUCCUAUUCGUGAUCAUCCCUUUUUCAAAAUGGGUUAUCGGAUCGAUUGGCAAGAAAUUGAAGACGGAGUAUUCAAACCAUUAACAAAAAAUCAAUAUAUUGCACCUGUUUUAUCUGACGUAUCGAUUCAUCGACCACUUUCUACUCUCCUACUGGAUAGAGGAAGUCAUGGACAAGCUGAUUGGUUAGAAGCUGGACGAUCUACAUGUACAUUAGCAGAAGAUGAACAAUUAAAAUCAUUUGAUUUCAUUAAUCAAUCUACAUGGCUGGAAUUGACUCAAGCAGAUGCUUGA